UGUUUCUUCGCCCUAACCUGCCUCUCUGCUUGCCCCUUCUGUGCCUUGUCCCCGGCCUCCGUGCCCUCGCCGCUCCUUUCGGACGCAGCUUGGAGCGGACGGGCGGGGCAGCUUGGCGCGGGCUGGCGCGUCCGGCCUGGUUAACCGGUGCCCUCCGAGCACCGGGCGCACGGCGAAACGCACCAAGAAGGUCGGAAUCGUGGGCAAAUACGGGACCCGUUAUGGUGCCUCCCUGAGGAAAAUGGUGAAGAAAAUUGAAAUCAGCCAGCACGCCAAGUACACUUGCUCCUUCUGUGGCAAGGUUUUGUCAAACGCUUUUCAUUUAAAGAAAGUUGUUUGGGAGCUAAAGGGGGAAAAUUAUUUGGCAGCCCCAGCGGAAGCCAAACCUGCUUUAUGGGGCAUGUUCUACCAAGAUGAAGAGACGAGCUGUGGGAAUUUGGCACUGUGGUUCCUGCAUGAAAACGGUAGCUGGUGGUGCGUGGACCUACAAUUUUGGAACCAAAUUUGUUUUUCUUUCCAGCACCACUUCUGCCGUCACAGUAAAGUCUGCCAUCAGAAGACUGAAGGAAUUGAAGGACCAGUAGAAGCGCCACCAUUUGAUACGUUGCUAGCCUAUAAUAAAAGGGUUAAUUUAUGUAACAAAAUUACUUUGGUUUGUUGUUAAUUCUAUUAGUUAGAUGUUCUUAUUUGCAUUGCAUUAACUUGCUUUCUAAAAAAGGACUUGGAUAUUAAAAUUCUUUUAAUUUUUGUUGGAAAAACAUGCUGAGAUGGGUUGUC
This is a messenger RNA of Kogia breviceps (pygmy sperm whale), 777 nucleotides long. NCBI's taxonomy places the organism in Eukaryota, Metazoa, Chordata, Mammalia, Artiodactyla, Physeteridae. The record is from RefSeq and is a predicted model, not a curated record.